AUGCUGCCUCCGGAUGUUCCCUCGUCUCCAAGGUCCGUACUCAGCUCCAAUGGGCCGCUUAGCCCAUCGUCGGAGGAGUUCCAGACUAGAGUGUUGCAGAAUACGUUGCUUCACACAGUACGACCUAGUUUGGACCGGAUGCCGAGUAUUCAGCAUACCCUCAAUUCACCGGAGGAAAAACUAGCAAUUACACUCCAAGAACCUCCGCCAGAGGUAGCACAGCCGUUGGAAUCAAUCCAUGGCGCAAGCUCUGGUGCUCCAUCGAUAAGCCAGAGCAUCCAGAGCCGGAAAAGCAUCAAACUGUUUUCUUUGUUCAAGAACAUGACUAAGCAAUCGUCCGAGUCGAUAUCCGAAUCUCUAGCCUCCGAGCAAAUCGCCGACGUGCCGAAGAAUAUCUCAAGCUCUCCGAUAUCCAAAACGCUGACUUGGUUCACCAACAAAGAAGAUCAAAGGUCUACGGCCACAGGCACAAGCUGGUUCGGCAAGGCCCCUUGGCACCGUAAAGACUCCAACGACACCAUCAGCAGUGCCACAAGUUCUGUUCGAGACUUUUUGGCAGGAAAGACCCCACCUGUCACGCCUGAUCCCGAGGGCUUCUUGAGUCGCCAACAAGACUCUACCCUGACGCCGUACCCUGCUGGAGAAGCUACAAGGGUGAGAACUCCGCCAACGCACGAGGACACCGCGGAUGGAAAGCCACGAGGCUUUUUCACAGACAUGGUUCCUUCUGGGGAAGACAGUGAUACCUGGGACGCUGCUCAACCGGCCAGAUCUACAAGCGUUAAACGAAACCAAACGAGAUGCGACGACAAUCUCCCAAAAAGACCCAAGGAGUGGUGGGAAGCAAAGCAACGAAUACAACCCAAGCGGAGACUAACAGGACCUCGCAAUUUCGAAUUUGAUCUUCCGGAGCACCUACCCAGUAGUCCAAUGUGUCCGGCGAACCCUAAACACGUAUCGGGUGGUACUGGGGUUUGUGUUUAUCAUGGGAGAGGGAGGAAAGAGUCAACACUCAAGAUAGAACAUAAAAUGAGUGACAGACGCCAAGGAUCAGAAGUGUCUAUUACCUCGGAGACCGAUGAGAGAUCAAUAUGGGACUGA
This is a messenger RNA of Colletotrichum tamarilloi, 1101 nucleotides long. RefSeq lists its product as uncharacterized. The record is from RefSeq and is a predicted model, not a curated record. NCBI's taxonomy places the organism in Eukaryota, Fungi, Ascomycota, Sordariomycetes, Glomerellales, Glomerellaceae. Bases 1 to 1101 code for a protein of 366 amino acids. The transcript is spliced from 4 exons.